Molecule: messenger RNA, 825 nt
Organism: Caenorhabditis briggsae
Lineage: Eukaryota; Metazoa; Nematoda; Chromadorea; Rhabditida; Rhabditidae
Exons: 2
Coding region: 1-825 (274 amino acids)
Source: RefSeq, a predicted model, not a curated record
AUGAAUUCUAGUAACGGCGAGACUUUAUUGCGCCAUUUCAACCCUUAUCUGGAAAACGAAUUUAAGUAUUAUCUCAUAUUUUUCAUUGUGUCUGGUAUAAUAGUUUUAUCGAUUUUUGCGAUCUAUUUAAACGUAUACAAAUUGAAUAAAUCACGUGAUCAGGAAACUGCAGUUUUUCAAAUUAUCGACCAUUUUCAUGAAAUCAAUAAAAAAUUGACCAUGGCGUUUUGGUGCUUUGUGGCUUUUGAAUAUUUGUUGUACUACUUGGAUUAUUUGACCUUGUUUUAUUUAUUCCUUAUCUUCAGUGCGCUACCAUUUGCAUGUGUAUCAGAAGUCAAUCAAUUUCUGAUUGGUUUAUUGGCAAUUCAACGAUUCUUCGUUUAUUUCUAUCCGAGCACCGAGAAAUACUUGAAUUUCUCCAGAAGAACGGUGAACUGGAUUCUGGUAGUUGCCUAUGCAUGUUCAAUUUCAGAAGGUAUUUUUCUAUUGAAAACAAGCUCAGAAAAAGAACCAAAUUUAUCAAUAUCUGCUAUGGAAGAUAAUUACUCAGUUCUCAGUUACUUUUUUCUAUUCUAUGCCUUGUAUGGAGUGUUAGACAAUGAAGAUAAACCGUUUCUUCGAAUUUCUGCAGCAAUUGAAUGUUCAAAAAUUUUCGACGCUUUGCUGAUGCCAACAAUCACUCAAAUCACAUAUCUUGGAUGUAAUAGGAGGAAUGUGAUGGCUUUAUGGAAGACGGUUAAGCCCAAAUGGUUUUUCAAAAGUUCUAGAAGAAUCGAUUCGGAUGUUCGAGUUCAAUACGGGCAGAGAGUUGAGACCACACUUUAG